AUGGAAUGGUUUGGUGAACGACCUCUUUGUAAUGAGAUUAAACAGAUUGCUGAAGGUUCUUAUCAGAAACCAGGUGGAUAUGAAGAUGGAAUUCGAGGUAAAGGAGAUACAGUUAAUGCUCUUGAAGCAGCUUUAUGGGCAUUUUGGUCUGAUGGAAACUCAUUUGAACGAGGUGCUCGUGCCGCUGUGAAUCUUGGUGAUGAUACUGAUACAACUGCUGCCAUAUAUGGACAAUUAGCUGGGGCUUACUAUGGGUACAAGAAACUACCUCUACGUUGGCUUACACAUGUUUAUGCUAAGAAAUUUAUGUUAAACUUGAGCAGUUGGAUUGCUUAUGAAGGAGAGAUGUGGCACCCAUCAGAAACUUCAUCUCUAGGAAUUUUACCGUCUUCAGGUCAACUUUAUUUCAAUGAACCUAGUACCACAAUAGUAGCACAUGAUCAUAACUUAAAUAUGCGCUCCUCACAGGAUGACGAUGAUACUUCUAUCGUUGAUUCACAGAAACAUAAUAAAAUAGCAGAUACUUGCUGGCAGCAUUCAGUCUCGCCAUUAACAUCACCAACGAAUAAAGAAACAUUUAAAUAUAAUAAUAUGAUACCACAGUUGAACUUGACAUCUCAAUCUAAAGAAGCUAUUAAUGAAGGGCCUGUCGACACAACAAAUUCGAAUAUACAUUUUUUACGAGCCGAAGAAUGUGUUUCUCCAGUUAAUUCUAUGCACGAUUCAAAGAAAAUAGCACAUAACAAUGACCAGCAUGAGUUUGCACCGAGUUAUCCUCAAUCGAUUACUUCUACAGAUGAGCGCACUUCAUUAAUAGGGAACACUUUGAGUCGAAGAAAAUCUGAUCAAGAUGAUAGGAAUUUAAAAUUGCCUGGCGAACGGCGUUCCUCUGAUGCAAAUGCUGAAUCGCCUGAAAAUACUACAUUUUUAGACCUAAUCGUACCACAAAAUUCAGCAUUGAUAAGUCCAUACAAUGCGAAUAAGGAUAGUAGGCUUAUAAGACCGGAACAAAACUACUCUCUACAAAACAUUCUUGCUUGUUCACAAUCUUCUACAAGAAAUUCAAAAGAUGCACCGUCAGCAUUAAGUACAUUUGACUUGUUUACACGUGAAACUUCUACAAUGUUAGACGACAAACAAUGUUUAUCAUGGUCUUGUGACGAUGUUUGUGCUUGGAUACAAUCAUGGGGUGAAAUUUACUCAACUUAUAUAGAUGGCUUCAAGCGACAUAACGUUGAUGGAUAUCGUUUACUUCAUUUUGUUGAUAAUAAAACUCUUCGGGAGUUUGGAGUUGAAAGUUUAUUUAAUCGUCGAGUUAUUUUAAACGGUAUCGAAAAUUUGAAAAAACAAUGUGGAAUACAAUUGUCAUCAAGCAUUCCUACUCUAGAUGACUAUGAUGAUGAAUUUGAUGGAGAUUUCUUUCAUCCUCUGUAUCUUUCGGAUAAUACAUAUCCGAAUACUAUGUCAUGCAUUCUACAACCUCUUCAAAACAAUAUUCAUUUGAAGUUGUAUAAUCGAAUUUUAAAAUGGCUUGGACCAUUACCUAAUGACAUAGAUAUUGACAAAAUAGAACUUAUUCAUAAUGCUGAUUUACAUCGAAUGUUUCUUCAACAAAUUAAGCGUACAGAACGUCGACAAAAGCAACAGGAAUUUCAACCUAAUUUGAAUGCAGAAUCUAAUCCAAUUGAACGAAAAAAAGUUCUUAAUCGACUACAUAUGUUGACACAACAAGUUCAUCAUAAUCGACCAGUUUCAGUCAUUCGUGUUUGGCAUGGAUGUAAGCGUACUAUUUUAUCCAAAUUGUUAUCAGAUGGAUUUGCAGCACUUAGUAGAUUGGAUAAGGGAUGGUAUGGUACAGCUAUGUAUUUUACAUCAUCUGCUGAAUAUGCUACAAAAUAUACAAAUCCUAAUGGUUGUUUGAUUAUGUGCUAUGUUGUUUUACUCAAUCCAUUUCCUGUCAUUACAGAUGAUGCACCACCUGAUGUAUCUAGUAGUAGUUUUCGUUUUUAUGGCAGAGGAAAUUAUUCUAAUUAUCAAUGUCAUUUUAUUCCUGUGGCACCUGUUAAUAACGAUACACAUUGGAACUUUCGUCCACCACCAAAUGGUGUUCAAGAUGCAAUCUAUGAUGAACUUGCUGU
Messenger RNA from Rotaria sp. Silwood1, 2138 nucleotides. NCBI's taxonomy places the organism in Eukaryota, Metazoa, Rotifera, Eurotatoria, Philodinida, Philodinidae. The record is from the annotation of a GenBank genome assembly.